AUGACUAUGGUGACAGUCAAGCAAAAGAGUCGUGUAAAGGAUAUCAACGAGGAGGUCAGGGUGGGGAAGCUAUUCAUGGUAGACUUGGCAGGAACUGAGCGAGCAUCACAGACUCAAAACAGAGGAAAGAGAAUGAAGGAAGGAGCACAUAUAAACCGUUCUCUGUUAGCACUGGCCAACUGCAUCAAUGCCUUGAGUGAGAAGGGUGGGAAAGGAGCUCAGUUUGUCAACUACAGAGAUAGCAAACUCACUCGACUUCUUAAGGAUGCUUUAGGAGGAAACAGUCGCACAGUCAUGAUAACCCAUAUCAGUCCUGCCAGCUCCAACUUUGAAGAGUCAAGAAACACACUGGUUUAUGCCGACAAAGCCAAAAAUAUAAGAACCAAGGUGAAACGUAAUUUGAUGAAUGUUUCAUAUCACCUGGCCCAAUAUACAACAAUUAUUGCUGAUCUACGGAGUGAAAUUGACCGACUUCAUGCAAAGAUUGACCAACAGAGUCAAGAGCAACAGAAAGGAGAGAAAGCAGACAUUCGUGAAAUUCAAGCUGAGGUGCAGCAGCACAGUCAUGGUGAGAUGGCUUUACUGCAGGAGCAGCUCUUGUCUGCCUUCAGGGAGCAGAUGGAGAUCAGGCGCAGCCUCAUGGAGCUGGAGAACUGCAAUAUGGAACUUCAUAUAGACACAUCUAGACAUCUGCUCACCAUCUCAGAUUGGGAGCGUGAUCGAACACGUGCCCGGCAAGGGAGAGACAAAGUAACCGGAGAGAAAACCGACAGCGAUAGACAGACAGAGAGAGAGGAGGAAGAGCAAGAGAGUGGACCAGAGGAGCCGCAGUAUGUCACAGCAGCUCGAGAGGAGAUUGGCCCACUACUGGCUGAACAGAGAAAGACAAUGGAGCUCAAACGUGAGCUGGAAGAAAAAUUAAUGAACAUGAAACUAAAGUCAUCUAAGAUUGAGGAGUUGCUUCCUAAACGCACAAGUAACCUUGAGCAGAGAGACAUUCUGACAUUGCUUUGCAAGGUUCAUGAGCUAGAACUUGAAAAAACUGAAAUCCAGUCAGCUGUUCUCUGCAAAGAAUACGUUCUCAGAACAAAAGACUUCAUCAUCCAGCGCCACGAGCAGCAGCGGACGCUCUGUGAUGACAUCAUACACCAGCAGAAGGCUCUAAUUGAAGAUCAAGGACUUUGUGUACCUGAGGAGUUACAAGAGCUGUAUUCACUGUACUGCAGUGAAUUAAGUGAUGGAAGCGUCGACCAAAUUGUCGACCUUCACAAUUUUGCCACAAACCCCAAAGUUGUAAACGAUAACUCUCUUAUGAUUAUGGCUAGCCAAAUGAGACUUGAUGUGAUCUACGAUUUAGAAGGGGUAUAUAAAACACAGCAGAACAACAGGAUGUUCAGUCCUUUAGAUAAACACCCCCGUGAUUCUUCUUCCUCUGGGCUGGAUUAUGACAGUGACAGUAACAGAGUUUUCAAACCGUUGUCUAAACCUCAGCCACAGAGACGGCACCACUUAUCUUCUAGCCCGACACUUUCAAUAAAGGUUUGUGCUGUUAAGGAUUCGACUCCCGUUUGUCCUACUGAAGCUGUGAGUCCAGACACUCUGAGGGAAAUUGUUAGUGACACCAAGAGCAUCUCAGUAAUUGCAGCGAAACGUCGCUCACACUUAGCAAAGGAGACCAAUUCCAGAGUGGCCGGUUUGGCUUUGGCCACAGGGCUCAAGUCCUCAGUAAGCAUGGACAGUGUAGUUUCUGCUUUGGCAGAUGAGUCGGCUGAGGUCAAAAGAAAUCCCCCAAGACAUGGAGGCAGGUCCCAGUCGAAACAGAACCUAAAGACAACAGAAGGGAGAAGGGAGCUGCCUGAGAGACACCAGCGCAAGAAACGGUCCAGAUCUUUUGAAGCAAGCAAAAGGCACGUACAAAAACCAAGACAAAACCCUUCCAGAUAUCCAGCUUUGAAGAGCAUCUCAGACAACCGGCUUGUGCGACCAGCGUUAAACGUGAUCCAGCUACUCAACAGUGGUGCUGGAAACCCUGCAACACCCCCAGUAGCUAAAGUGAAAACCCCUGUCUCUCACUUUACAGGUGAAGUGCAGCUUGAGAAGUUAGAGAUCAGGGGAACACCACCCAGCACCAUCCAUCAAAAACACUCAGAUGUCAAACGAGGACAGACAACCUACAAACGACAGCAAGGCCUAGGAGAUGUUUCUUACGCCAGCAAUCUCCUACAGCAAACAGGCAAUUACAAGAAGUCCACCAAUGAAAAUCCUAGACAAAAAGGAAUGGCCGAUGUCAACAGAAAGAAUGAAGGACGGCAAAAUAUCAAACAUACUGUAAAAAAGUCAUAUGUCUGAGUUUUUCGUUCACAUACAAGAGAACAUAUCUAUUUUGCACUAAAAUGUACAGCUGAGACUAUGUUAUGCAAGUUAUUUGUCUCUGCUUUGAAA
Sinocyclocheilus grahami is the source of this 2442-nucleotide messenger RNA. Its product is annotated as kinesin-like protein KIF19. Gene Ontology annotation, biological process: microtubule-based movement. The coding region runs from base 1 to 2349 and encodes 782 amino acids. The transcript is spliced from 15 exons. The record is from RefSeq and is a predicted model, not a curated record. Lineage: Eukaryota; Metazoa; Chordata; Actinopteri; Cypriniformes; Cyprinidae. Gene Ontology annotation, molecular function: microtubule binding; microtubule motor activity; ATP binding.